Messenger RNA from Pteronotus mesoamericanus, 4595 nucleotides. RefSeq names its product ligand of numb-protein X 2 (gene LNX2). The record is from RefSeq and is a predicted model, not a curated record. Lineage: Eukaryota; Metazoa; Chordata; Mammalia; Chiroptera; Mormoopidae. Bases 650 to 2719 code for a protein of 689 amino acids. Gene Ontology annotation, molecular function: protein binding; ubiquitin-protein transferase activity; metal ion binding. The transcript is spliced from 12 exons.
CCAGGUGCGUGUCGGGUUGGGCGGCUGAGCCCUGGCGCUUGCCCCCGGGAAGACAGCAGGGGCGGUUGAGAAGUGAAGUCUUGGCCAGACUUUGCUUCUUGCCAGGAAAUCGGCGAAGGCGGCGGCGGCGGCGGACGCGGCGCCAGCUGUCUCCGUUCCCGGUCGAGUGGAGGCCGCCUCGCUCCCGGCUCUCUCAGCGGGCCAGGGAGAGCGGAGCUGGCUCUGGGCUGCGGCGUUGGGAGCCGGUGCGCGCCCUCGGACAGCCGCGCUAUCCCAGUUUUUUUUAUUCUCAUUCAUGAGAGAGGGGAAUGGAGACAGAGGAAGAAACAUUGAUGUGAGAGAGAAACAACGUUCAGUUGCUUCCUGCAUGCACCCCGACCAGGGAUCCAUCCUGCAACUUAGGCAUGUGCCUUGACUGGGAAUCGAACUGGCAGCCUUCAGGUCUAUGGGACAACACUCCAACCAAUUGUGAGACACCAAUAUGGGAGCAGUCAAUAGUCUAGGGCCAGCUGAAGCUAAAAAGUAAAAUGAUUGGGAAGAGGCCAGAAACCCUUGAUUUUAAUCAAAUACUGUAUUAAAGGAAACCAAACCUGAAGUGAAAGUGGAAAUUAACAAAUGAAGAUACAGAAAGUACUUUGGUUGAUUCAAAAUGGGAACAACAAGUGAUGAGAUGGUGUCUGUGGAACACUCCUCUUCCUCCUCCUUCAAUCCUCUAUGUUUUGAAUGUGGCCAGCAGCAUUGGACAAGAGAGAAUCACCUGUAUAAUUAUCAGAAUGAAGUGGAUGAUGACCUGGUCUGCCAUAUUUGCCUUCAGCCUCUAUUGCAGCCACUGGAUACUCCCUGUGGACACACAUUCUGCUGCAAGUGCCUCAGAAACUUCUUACAAGAGAAAGAUUUCUGUCCAUUGGACCGCAAAAGACUUCACUUUAAGUUGUGUAAAAAGUCUAGUAUUUUAGUUCAUAAGCUCCUGGACAAAUUAUUAGUGUCAUGUCCAUUUUCUUCCAUGUGCCAAGAUGUAAUGCAGCGCUGUGAUCUGGAGGCACAUCUUAAAAACAGAUGUCCAGGAGCUUCUCAUCGGAGAGUUGCCCUAGAGAGAAGAAAAACUAGUAAAACUCAGACAGAGACUGAGAAUGAGAAUGGAACCACUAUCCUAGAUCUCCCAGGUACCCUAUCACCCGAAACAGACUGCUCAGGGACAGGCACAGUGCCCAUUGAGCGGAACCUGACCUCAGCCUCUCUUCCUGCAUGGACUGAGGAGCCAGGCCUGGACAACCCUGCCUUUGAGGAGAGCGCUGUUGCUGACGCCACACUACAGCCACCUGGUUUACCAGAAGGCGAAAUUACCACGAUCGAAAUUCACCGUUCUAACCCUUAUAUUCAGUUAGGAAUUAGCAUUGUGGGUGGCAAUGAAACACCACUGAUUAACAUUGUUAUUCAGGAAGUCUAUCGGGAUGGGAUAAUCGCCAGAGAUGGGAGACUCCUUGCUGGAGAUCAGAUUCUUCAGGUCAACAACUAUGAUAUUAGCAAUGUGUCCCACAAUUAUGCCAGAGCUGUCCUUUCUCAGCCCUGCAGUACCUUGCAGCUCACUGUUCUUCGAGAGAGACGCUUUGGUAACCGAGCAUAUAACCAUUCUGAUGGGAACUCUCCACGAGAAGAGAUUUUCCAUGUGGUUCUUCAUAAACGGGACUCUGGUGAACAGCUCGGCAUCAAACUCGUACGAAGGACAGAUGAACCAGGAGUUUUUAUUCUUGACUUGUUGGAAGGGGGGCUUGCUGCGCAGGAUGGGAGGCUCAGCAGCAACGAUCGUGUGCUUGCCAUCAAUGGGCAUGACCUGAAGCACGGGACUCCUGAGCUUGCCGCCCAGAUCAUUCAGGCCAGUGGAGAAAGGGUGAAUUUAACAAUUGCUAGACCAGGGAAAGCCCAGCCUGGUAACACUGUCAGAGAAGCAGGAGCUCCGAGCAGCAGCCAGCACCAUGCACAGGCGCUCUAUUACAGCAGACCCAGCUCACAUAAGGAUCUUACCCAGUGUGUUACAUGUCAAGAAAAACACAUUACUGUAAAGAAGGAGCCACACGAAUCCCUUGGAAUGACAGUCGCUGGGGGCAGAGGAAGUAAGAGUGGCGAGCUGCCCAUCUUUGUGACCAGUGUGCCGCCUAAUGGCUGCCUUGCACGCGACGGCAGAAUCAAGAGAGGGGAUGUAUUGUUGAAUAUCAAUGGCAUUGAUUUGACCAGUUUAAGUCACAGUGAGGCUGUUGCUAUGCUGAAAGCCAGUGCUGCAUCCCCCACUGUUGCCCUUAAAGCGCUUGAGGUCCAAGUUGUUGAGGAGGCCACGCAGGCCGCGGACGAGUCGCCAAGCACGUUCAGUGAAAAUGAGUAUGAUGCCAGCUGGUCCCCAUCGUGGGUCAUGUGGCUUGGGCUUCCAAGUUCCCUUCAUAGCUGCCAUGAUAUAGUUUUACGACGAAGCUAUUUGGGAAGUUGGGGCUUUAGUAUUGUUGGUGGAUAUGAAGAGAACCACACCAAUCAGCCUUUCUUCAUUAAAACCAUUGUCUUGGGAACUCCUGCUUAUUAUGAUGGAAGAUUAAAAUGUGGAGAUAUGAUCGUGGCCGUGAAUGGCCUAUCAACUGUGGGCAUGAGCCAUUCUGCGCUAGUUCCCAUGUUGAAGGAGCAGAGGAACAAAGUCACUCUGACCGUUAUUUGCUGGCCUGGCAGCCUGGUGUAGAUUUUGAAAUUAAUUUUGAGUUAAACAUCUUUCCUUUUUUAGGUUUUGGAAAGAAAACCCUUUCAUUUUAUUGUGUUUCUAGUUGUUCAGAGCUGCUGACACAGCUGGUAUUUGCAGGGCCCAAAACCACUAACGUGUUCUUCUGUUGUUGCUUAAGUGGUUUUCCUCAAUUUAGCCACAUUUCUUUCAUCUUGGAAACAGUCUUCUAAUCCUGUGAGUUUAUAUUUUCAAAAUGUGACCUAUAACAAUGAAGUCUGCCCAAACUGUGACCCAGCCAGCUAGAUUAGAGGACUUCUGGUGGCUCUUUGUUUUCACUGACCAAGUCAUAAAAUGAGUUACACACACUCAAGACCAGUGUCAGUGAAGGGACUAGCAGUGACAUAUGCUCUUGCUGAUGUACCAAUGCUGCGAGUGGAUACCUUUUAAAUGUGGAUGGUAACUGUCUCCCAUUUUCCAUAGGUGCCAACAUUUCACAACUUCAUGCUGUUUAUAAGGAGAUUUUUCUUGCUCAUUUCUUCUUUAAUCUCUCAGUGUUCAUAGAUGAUGAAAAUAGAAGUUUAACACCACAAAAGAGAUUUAUAAAAAAUAACAUACCAUUAUUAGAAUAGUAGAGAAUAAAAGAUAAUUUUACCCAGCAACAGGAAUUUGGGAGAUAAUUAUAGUUUACUGCUCGAGAUGGUAAAAGCUGCAUUUACUUGAACAGUCCAAAAGCAUUAAAGAUUCAUUUCCAAAGAAAUGUUUUGUGUAGGAAAAUUUUGAAGCAGUCUUUGCUGAGAAUUAUUUUCUAGAGUUUGUAUUAUCCUUCUAUCAGCAAACUUAGGGGGAAAUGUUUCAGUAACUUAUGCAAUUACAUUAGAUGGUAAAGCUAAAACCAUAUUGCUAUUCAAUACACACUCAUAUAUCAGUUAAGUAGAAGCUAGACAUUUUUUAUCUUAUUCUGGUGAGAUUCUUGAGUGUUCUAGAAACCCUUACUUUCCCCCGUUAUUUCUUUACUUAUGAAUGUAAUUAUUUUAAGAAAAAGUGAAAAGUUCUAUGUUUUUUUAAAUCUGAAAUACUAGGUUUUAGAUGUGAAUAUCUUUCAAUCAGUUUUUGGUCACUUAGGCUAUUUCAUAUUUUUUGAGAUGUUGUGGAAACUAUGACCAGCCCAUUUUGUGUGUCUUUUAUUCAAUAUGGUUGUCCUUUGAACACAUAAAGAAGUGAAUAAGAGAAAGAUAUCCUUACAUUAUUAAUAUUAUACAUACUUGAAAAAAGUUUCAUUAGAAACCUAGUUCAGAAUCUGAGCUAAUUUACAAGUGACCUCUGUAAUAAAUGGUAUUGAUGAACAGAGAAUGUAUUUCAAAACACUACCAUGUAUUAUGAAGCAUGACCACUUUGUUUUCAAACUUAGCAGUUGUAUUGCUAGGGUUCAUUGUAUUCUAGCAUGUCACUGAUUUUUUCCGGUUAGUUUUAUAAUGAUUUUUUAAAAUAUAUCUCUUUUAAAUAAAUAAGAAAUGGAAACAGCAAUUGUUAAUAAUUUGUUCAACCCGUUAGCCACACUGUAGUUGACAGAUAACCAAGAUACAGUGGAGUGCCCCAUGCAGUAUAUUACUGUUACAUCGUGAUUGGCUUUGGAAGCAGUUUGAUAGUGAAAUGCUUUGAUAUUCAAACUGACACAUAACAAGUUCUUUCCUUACUCUCCAAGUAGAAUUUUGUAACCCACUUUGCUAUUUUUUUAAACAUUUUGUAAGAAUUUGUCAUUUAUUGGGGAGUGGCCGUCCAUCAACAAAUAUCCUAACUGCUACUUUGUUAUAUAUAAAAUACUUUUAUUGAACCCAAUGGUAUAAUUAUUUUGAAAGAAGAAAUUUUUUUCAAUACUAUUCAAUAUUUUUAUCAUGGA